Messenger RNA from Caenorhabditis auriculariae, 3702 nucleotides. NCBI's taxonomy places the organism in Eukaryota, Metazoa, Nematoda, Chromadorea, Rhabditida, Rhabditidae. The record is from the annotation of a GenBank genome assembly.
AUGAAGCUCCUUUUAUUUUCCUCUUUUUGUCUUUUGCACUACCUUGGUGAGUGAAAAUUAAUCAUUAUUCUGAUUAAAACUUUGGUCUUGAUAAACAGUGUAUGAAAAGAAUGAACGUGGACCAAAAUUCUUAAAAAUGUUUUCUCUUCUUGAAAAAGCAAUGUUCAGUAGACGCUCGGUCAUGCACGCAUUCUCUGCAGUGCGGCAGGGGAUUUCACUGUAACGACGGGAUCUGUCGCCGAGAUUCCUGCACCAGCGACAGUCACUGUCACGAGGUCGGAUAGAUCGUUUGACGGGGCUAAAUGAAAAAGUUUGAGACUGAGAAAUGCAAAUCGGGUAAAGUCAAUGGAAGACAGAAGCUCGCCUGCUUCCUGGACAGUGCUCCGAGAGCAAAAAGUGGAGGAGCCGUUACAGGUUUUUUUUUUUCGUUAUUUUCGAACUUUUUCAUUUGGAAGUUCUUUUUCAAAAACAGAGCUUUAAAAGCAUUUUUUUAAUCACUCACUGUGUAGUCUUUGCAAAAGUUUCAAAAGAGCAAAGACCUUUCAAAGGUCAAAACAACAUUGAAUUACUUCAGUAAUCUCAAUUAAUUAAAAUAUCCCCCUUUAAACAAAAAAACACGGUUUUCAAAACACCUUUUUCAAAAUAUUGUAGACUGGAUGAUCCUUUCUUGAAUUGACGAUCUCGACAACUUUUGAAAACUUGUUUAGCUUACCCAGCUACAUUGUCCCUCCCCGUAUUUCCAUUAAAUGUUCAGUUUUGCUUUAUUCACCACUUUUGAAUGAAAAAGAAAAUUGAAAAUGAAAAAAGGAGAAUAAAACUUGAAGAACACUACUGUCCUGGCGGAGGAGCUGUGGUCUUGACGACGACGGGGAAUUUGGCCAGCUGCGACCUGACUCAGGAAUGUUCUUCCACUCACGUUUGCAAUCCAGAGUUUGGCAUCUGCUGUACAAGUCUGAAAAUUCCGAAAAACCAAGAUCAAUUCAACUUGAUUCAGAAGUACGGUCCUGCCCUGGCGGCGCGAAAACGAUGUUGAACUUCAUUACUUCCAAGCCGAUUAUGUGUCAGGUGAGAAAUGUUCGUGUGGGUUCUCAACUCACACUGAGGCUUCUGAAUGAGAAUAGGACUACUAUAAGCGGUUUCCCUGCUGCUUUCUAGCUUUGGAGCGGAAUUAGUGAUGGUUUUGAAAAAAAGUAAAGUUUGAAAGUUUGAUUUUAUAAAGCUCAUUUACAAAACUCACAUUUCUAAUCUAUUGAACUACUUUUUGAGUCACAAUAUAACUUUUUAAAGAUGAAAAAAGGUGUCUUUUUAACUUUUCUCUAAACUUUUCUCUGGUUGUGAUUUUUGAACUAAAUGCAAGAAGAAUUAUAUAAAACCUAAAAAAAAAUUUCAAGUGAUCUUCGUCUGCUACUCCUAUGGCUAGCGAAGACUAGAAAAGGGCAUUUUUUUCAAUAAGAAGUGAAAAUUAAAUAUUUUUCAGUUCAAAAAAGGUCGAGUGAUGCCGUGUCCAAAGGGUGGUUACUGUGAGACGGAAACUGGCUUCUGCUGCUCUAGAGGAGAUGAUUUGGAAGUUCCAGCCCCAGGUAUCGCACAUAAUCAAACUGACUCGAAAUGGACCAAGAAACAGUCGGAGCCCCUGAACCGGUAGCGACCCGAGAAAGACCUUGGCGAGGACAAGUCUGCUCUCCGAGGGACGGCUGUUCCGGGGGAGCCGCCUGCAUUUGCGGCAGUCGUGGGACGUGCAUCUGCGAAUGCGCCACCGAGUUCGGCUACACUGCCGCCGCCGACGGCAAGACUUGCCAGAGAGUGCGACGACGUCUGAAGGAGAAGUGCAAGACGGACAUGGAGUGUUCUUCUGCCUUUUCUGAGUGCUCCUCCGGAGGCUGUCGCUGCAAAAGAGGCUUCCAGAGAGACGGCGAUGGCGGUUGCAAGCCUGUAGGUGGGACCUCGUCAAUUAUCAUCCCAUUUAACACCUUCAUCCAGUCAUCGUAGAAGAUUCUCUGUGUUUUUGCAAUUUACAACGAUUUGGUUGACUAUAAGUUGAGAACCGGCUUUACUGAAAGAACGCUCUUCAAGUAGAAAUUAUAUUAAUUCUGAUAUUUUUACUAAAUUUUUUGUAUUUUUUAAUCAAAACGAGCUUUCUACGGUUCAAACUGAAUUCUCAGUGUCUUUAAAAUCAUCCUUCAAAAUGACAUUAACAGUUGAUGAAAAAAACCAAAAACAAAAAACUUUGCUGCCACAAGGUUUUUUCACUAGCUAUAUAUUAAAAACAACUUUGGUAUGCAUCUGCGCAUAUUGCGCCAUCAUACUUUCAAAGCUCCUGCUUCUUCAGAGUACCGCUGUGUCAACCGAGGAACGCCUUUGAAAAAAAAUGAAAAACUCGUGACGUGUUCUCUUCGCGCUUCUGUCGCUUUAGGGACUUUCAGAAGCUUGAAAAGUCUCUCCAAUGAGACUUCUUUGACUGAGGAUCUUAUUGGUAAAUGUUCAACUCACAUUUCAUAUAGCCAUAUUUCGAAAAUAGGCAACUCUACAUUUGCUGACUUUGGCAACGGACGGGACGAUUGUCCCGAUGAACAUUACUGCGUUCCCGUUUUCGACGACGCCACCAAGCCUGGAUACUAUCAAGUUGGGUACAUGUGAAUUGACCGAGAAAACGAGGAAAUUCCAGGGAUUCUGCUGUCCUUCGCCCAGCGAAACCAAGCCAGUUUGUCCGGUAGGAGAAGCUCACGAUUCGAGUUUCCCGCCUGAUUUCGGCUGUCGAAACUGUCCCAGCGACUACUUUUGUCACAGAGAUUCCGUCGCCACUGAUAAAUCUGUAAGAUUAUAGAAGUGGAAUCUCCCGUUCAUUUUGAAUCAAGAUUUGUUGCCCCAAGCCUUGUGUCUCCCUGGAAGACAUCUACGACGACGGCCAAUGCUAUCCCAUGGCUUUUUAUGGAGACAGUUGUACGGUAAGACGGGAUAAGAUCGAGCCUCUCGACGAUAACAAACAUUUGAAGUUAUCUGCUCAAUGCGUCUACUCGAAAAGUCCAGCGAAGGCUGAGGAGUACGCGGAAUUGGCCAGAAUGGAGUGCAGAUCGGCCAUUUGCUCCUGUCCGGCUGGCUUCAGCUACGCCGACGGUCAAUGCAAAAGUCCGUUUUUCUUCAUUUCUUACAGAAAUCUCUUACUUCAAACUAUUUCAGAGGCCAAAAGCGCUUAAACACAAAAUAUGGAUUUUCAGAUCUGCUCUACUGAUCCCACGGAUUAGUGGGACACAAAUUAGAGAACCAAAAUUUCUUGGAAGAAGUCUCUGAAAUAUUUUCUUUUUUCUUGGAAAUAAGGUCUUGUGAACACGUAAGAAUCUGAAUCUACAUAUAUUUGAGACUGAAAGUCAAUUUUUUCUUCCCAGGAAUCAUGUGCUCAGUCGGUCUUCGAGGCGAGCCUUCCGUCGACCAAUCGGGCCUUUUGAUUCGCUGCGGCCGUUCUUCCGACUGCAGCUUGGGCCACAUGUGCGAUCCCAACAAUCAUGUCUGCUGCAAGGGAACUAACCGUUAGUUCUGAUCCCUGUUUCAGUCCAUACUCUCAACGGUUCAGGCUGUCCCAAAGACUACGUUGAGACCGGCGAACUGUGUACCGACGACAACUGCCGCGGCGUCAGCCAAAUCUGCCACCUCACCAAAAACGGAAAGGCCAAGAUUUGCUGCACGCUCGACGACACUUACACUUGA